Cuscuta epithymum is the source of this 1303-nucleotide messenger RNA. Lineage: Eukaryota; Viridiplantae; Streptophyta; Magnoliopsida; Solanales; Convolvulaceae. The record is from the annotation of a GenBank genome assembly.
CGGCCAGCAAUACACACGUUAGAUUUAUUUUGAUUCCCUUUGGCUUUGACUUUGGCCAAAAUUCUCCUGCUUUACCCGUCUGCUACCAUUCAUCUUCGGACGUGGCCCUUUAAGAGCCAUAGCAUUUGAUCGGUGAACUGAAACACCCGUUUGCUGACCCAAGGCCAAACAGCUUGGGCAUGCCACUUACCGACGGCGGCACGGCCGGUUACCGCGGCGCAAGGGAAGCGAUGGCGGCCGGCCUUGGUGGGGGUCCGGCGGGGCUCCGAAAAUGUCCCUCCCUUGAGCUUCAAGCCGCCAUUGAUGGCGGAAAUUCCUUCAGGUCGUGUCAGCAACGAGGUGGAGGCUCGAGCUGCGGUGUGCGACUCAGGCGGUGGCCACCGGAAACAGCUGGGAUGCUGCAGCGAGCUUCACCUGACGCAGCUGACUCACCGGAGGUCCACCGCGGCGGGGAUGGUCACGGCGGCUCCGGCGACCUCAAGAACAGAUCUGAGUAAAUUCCAGAUUUUGGCUUCCCAGAUUCCGUAGCUUCCUGGCUUCUUCUUCCCUUCCUCAGAAUCAUUUCAUUCUUUUUUCUUUGCUGGAAACCAGCUCUUCCAAACAUCUUUCCUUCUUUUUUGCUGAAUCAGUCCAUUUUCGUAUGAAUCUUUCUUGUAGAAACUCAAGAACAGUAGAAUACAUGAAUCUUUUUGGACAGAUUCUCACAGACGGCGCCAGUGUUGAGUUUAAUCCAACACGAUAUAGUAAAUAUAUGUAUAAAUGUGUAUGAACACUCAGUUUUUACGUGGAAACCCGAAAGGGAGAAAACCACGGGACUUUUUAGGCUAAUGUCCAAGCCCUCUCUUUCUCAUUAGGACUCUCCUCACCAUUACAUUGUACAAGUAUUGAAGCUCCCAUUAAUGGAGUUCUAAGCUAUUCUAGUGAGAAGGAGGAAGAAGAAAAAGAUCCAUAAUAUGGAGGGAAACUCCUAUAUUUAUAGAGAAUAGGGGAAGGGGAUGCUCUCCACCCUAAUGGGCCGCAUGGGCCGGAGUGGGCCCAAAUGGCUAAAGUGGGCCGGAUGGGCCGAAAUGGGCCUAGCUGCUCAGGCUCCGUACUACGUAAAGCCUUGGACUCAUGAACAGUAAUAGGCCGGGAUAAUAUAUCCCAACAGUAUGUUUAAUAAAAUAUAUUUUGCAUAUUCUUUUCACAUCAUCAAUAUUAUGAUAUAUAGAUAUAUAAUCGAUCAAAGUUUAACAUCAUUAACUAGAAAAGCCAAACUUGGCAAAAAAUAAAAUAGGACGGAUGAAGUAUAUAAUUAGCAAAU